UGAAGAAAGAUCAAACUCACCAGAAUUCAGCUGUGUAUCCAUGCGGAGUGAGCAGUCGAUGGAUCCUCCUAACAAAUUUAAAGAGACAUCAGUCCCUCAGAAAAGAGAGAAUUCAGGUCUAUCAGAACAGCCAGAGCAUCCUCAUUUCCAUGCAGGAGAGGGAGACACAUCCACAAGGGACUGCAGUGAUACAAAUGGUUCAGAAACAGCUGUGAGAGGAAACAAGCUACAAAAAAAGAUUAAUGAUCUCUUCCGCAUCUUUGAUGAUCUUGAGAAAAAGAUUAUUGUGUUAGUAAAGCACGAGCUGGAAAUGUAUAAAAAGCUUCUGAGAAAAGAGAACUCUAAAUUUUAUGGCGAGACAAAGGAAGAUAUGUGGAACUUGAAAGACGGAGUUCUUAAUAUCACAUUAUUGUUUUUGACAAUGAUGAAACAUGAAGAUCUUGCCGAAGCACUGCAAGAUGCACUAAUCGAAGUACAACAGCGUGCACUCAAAUCAAGGCUGAUUCAGAAGUAUCAGCGUGUAUAUGAAGGAAUUGCAAAGCAAGGAGAAUUCAACAUCCUGAAAAAAAUCUACACAGAUCUGUACAUCACUGAAGGUGGAACUGGACGGGGCAACAAAGAACAUGAAGUGAGACGCAUUGAAAAAAAUCAAAUGCAGCAAGAGGUACCAAUCAAAUGUGAGAACAUGUUUGAACCUUUGCCUGAACAAGACAAACCCAUCCAAACUGUGCUGACACAGGGAGUCGCAGGUAUUGGAAAAUCAAUCUGCGUACAGAAGUUCAUUCUAGACUGGGCUGAAGGAAAAAAAUAUCAAGACAUCCACUUGAUAUUUCCACUUCCUUUCAGAGAACUGAACUUAAAGAAGGGCACUCACAGUUUGAUGGAGAUCAUCUAUUUUUUUUUCCCGGAGACAAAAGGGCUGAGAUUAACAGAUCAGCAUAAGGUCAUGUUCAUCUUUGAUGGGUUGGAUGAAUGUAAACUUCCUUUAGCAUUUCAGGAAAAUGAGAUCUGGAAUAAUGUCUCUUUGCCAGCCCCACUGGAUGUUGUGAUGACCAACCUCAUCAAAGGAAAUCUGCUUCCCUCUGCUCUGAUCUGGAUAACCUCUAGGCCAGCUGCAGCCAGUAAGAUCCCACCUGAUUGUAUAAACCGGGUAACAGAGGUACGUGGCUUCAAUGACGACCAGAAAGAAGAGUAUUUCAGAAAAAGAAUCAAGGAUAAGAAGCUGGCUCAAGAUAUAAUUGAUCACAUUAAACAGUCAAGGAGCCUUUUCAUCAUGUGCCAUAUCCCAGUCUUCUGUUGGAUCUCAGCAACUGUGCUGCAGAAUUUUUUUGAAGAACAAGAGGGGAAAGAUACACCAAAGACACUAACAGAAAUGUACACUUCCUUUCUGAUCUUUCACAUCAUACAAAACAACAUAAAGUACACUGGACAGAAUGUUGAUGACACCCCUUGGGACAAAGAGGGUAUUCUAUCACUGGGAAAGUUAGCUUUUCAGCAUUUGGAAGAAAAUGAUUUGAUCUUCUAUGAAAACAGCCUGAAAGAAUGUGGAAUUGACCCCAGAAAGAAAUCUGUGUACUCAGGAUUGUACACUCAGGAGCAUGUCAGAUUUCUCGGCACAAUUUUCAGCUUUGUGCAUCUGAGCAUUCAAGAGUUUCUUGCUGCUUUGUUUGCUUACCUGUGUGCCACAAAUGACAAGAAGAAUGUUUUUGACCAUCAGCCCUCCUUGCAAGAGAACAAGGAAGCAGGAGUAAUUGUUUUGCUCAAGAUUGCUGUAGACAAGGCUUUGGAGAGUGAACAUGGUCACAUGGAUCUUUUCCUUCGCUUUCUCUUGGGGCUCUCAAUGGAGUCUAACAGGAAACUCCUCCGAGGUCUUUUGACCCAGACCGGAAACGUGCCGGAUUGCCGAAAGGAGAUUGUGGAGUACAUCAAAUUCAAAUUAGACAAAGAUAGACAGAACAUGUCUGCAGAGAGAUCCAUCAAUCUCUUCUACUGCCUACAUGAGUUAAAUGAUGAUUCUCUAGUAAAAGAGAUCCAGAGGUACAUGAGCUCUGGAAGUCUUUCUGAAGCUGAACUCUCACCUGUACAGUGGUCAGCACUGGUCUUUGUGCUGCUAACAUCAAAAAAUAAGCUGGAGGUGUUUGAUCUACAGAAGUUUAUCAAAUCAGAUGAAUGUCUUAACAGACUUCUGUCAGUGAUUCAGGAUGCCACAUCAGCCCUACUCAAUGAAUGUAACCUGACAGAGAGAAGUUGCUCGGCUCUGUGCAGAGUUCUCAGCUCAGAAACCUCCAGACUGACUCGUCUGGAUCUGAGCAACAAUGAACUAUGUGACUCAGGAAUAGAGCAGCUCUCUAAAGGACUGAGUAGUUCAACAUGUAAACUAAAGGAACUCAGGCUUUCAUUCUGCAGCAUAACAGAGGAAGGAUAUGAUGCUCUUGCUUCAGCUCUGAAUUCAAACUUCUCACACCUGAUAGAGCUGGAUCUCAUAGGAAAUGAUCCUGGAGAUAAAGGAGUCAAGCUGAUCACAGAUGUACAGAAAUGUCAAAAUUGUAAACUGAAGACAAUUAGGCUGUUGAAAAGUUCUGAUGCAGAGGAAGCAUGUGAUUUUCUAGGAAAAGUUCUAGGAGUAAACCCAUUACUGUUGAAAGAGCUGGACCUGAGUGGAAAGAUACAAGGAGACCAAGCAGUGAAACAGCUCUCUGCUCUACUGGAAGAUCAACACUGCAGACCUGAGACAAUAAAGCUCAGUAGCAGCAAUAUUUCAGAGGAAGGCUGUGCUGCUUUAUCAUCAGCACUGUGUUACAAUCCUUCACACCUGAAAGACCUGGAUCUGAGUGGAAAUGAGCUAGGCAAUUCUGGAGUGCAGCAGAUUUGCAUACUGCUGAAAAGUCAGAAUUGUAAACUGAAAGUACUAAAGCUUUCUUCCUGCAGUAUUAAAGAGGAUGGGUAUGCUGAACUAGCUUUAACUCUGGAAUCAAAUCCCUCAUCACACCUGACAGACCUGGAUCUCAGCCAGAAUGAUCCUGGAGACAAAGGAGUAGAACUGAUGUAUAGUUUACUACAAAAUCCUAAUUUUAAACUGAAGAAACUGAGGCUUUUGAAAAGUUCUGCUGCAGAGGAAACAUGUGAUUUUCUAGAAAAAGUUCUAGGAGUAAACCCGUUACUACUAAAAGAGCUGGAUCUGAGUGGAAAGAUACAAGGAGACUCAGCAGUAAAGCAGCUCUCUGCUCUACUGGAGGAUCCACACUGCAGACCUGAGACAAUAAAGUUGAAUAGCAGCAGUAUUACAGAGGAUGGAUGUGCUGCUCUAUCAGCAGCUCUUUGUUUGAAUCCAUCACACCUGAAAGAGCUGGAUUUACAUGAGAAUAAGCUAAAAAGUUCUGGAGUACAGAUGCUUUGUACUGUGUUGCAAAAGCCUGACUGUAAACUACAGAAACUGAUCCUUUCAUCUUGCAGUGUGGAAGAGGAAGGAUACACUGCUCUGGCCUCAUCUUUAAAAUCAAACCCAUCAGUACCCCUGAUAGAGCUGGAUCUGAGAGGGAAUGAUCCUGGAGACACAGGAGUAAAACCGCUGAUUGAUUUACUAGUGGAUCCAAAUUACAAACUGAACAUCCUAAGGCUGGGUAAGUGCAGUAUUACUGAGGACGGAUGUGCUGCUCUGGCAUCGGCUCUGGGAACGAACCUCUGUCAACUGACAGAGCUAGAUUUGAGAAAGAAUAAAUUUGGAGACGCUGGACUGAUGCACCUCUCUGAUCUACUGAUGAGUUCCAACUGCAAGCUAGAAAACCUCAAUGUCAGUGAUAACAACAUCACAGAGAAAGGAUACGUUGCUCUGGCAUCAGUUCUGAAGUCUUCAAAUCUAAAAUGGCUGGAUCUCAGUGGGAACAACCCUGGAGACAAAGGAAUAGAGCUUGUUUCUGCUUUACUGCAGGAUCCACAGUGUAAAGUGAGACUUUUGAAAGAUAAUGCUGAAGAAGCAUGUGAUUUUCUGACCAAAGUUCUAGGAAUAAACCCGUUACUGUUGAGAGAGCUUGACCUGAGUGGAAAGAUACAAGGAGACACAGCAGUGAAGCAGAUCUGUGCUCUACUGGAGGAUCCACACUGUCAAAUUACUACACUUGGGCUGAAAAACGUCAGUAUUACUGAGAAAGGCUGUGUUGAUCUAGCAUCCGUUCUCUGUAAAAAUCCUUUACAUCUUCGAGAACUAAAUCUAAGUGGAAAUAAACUUGGAGGUUCAGGAAUAAAUUACCUGUGCCAAGUACUGGGGGAUACGCGAUUCAAACUUUUAAAACUGCAGCUGAAUAACAGCAAUAUUGCACAAAAAGGCUGUGCUGCUUUAUCAUUAGCACUAUCUUCCAAUCCUUCACUCCUGAAAGACCUGGAUCUGAGUGGAAAUAAUUUUGGACACAAUGGUGUACAGAGUCUCUGUGGCAUGUUGAUUAAUUCGAACUGCACACUGGAAAAACUGAACAUUAGUGCUUGUGAUAUCACAGAGGAAGGAUAUGAUGCUCUAGCAUCAGCUCUGAAAUCCAAUUCCUCAUCAUACCUGACAGAGCUGGAUCUUAGGGAAAAUUUUCCUGGAGAUAAAGGAGUGAAGCUGAUCAAUGAUUUACUGAAUCAUCCAAACUGUAAAAUAAAGACACUAAGGGUUCUGAAAAAUGCUGCUGCAGAGAAAGCGUGUGAUUUUCUGACUGAAGUUCUAGGAAAAAACCCGUUACUGCUGAGAGAGCUGGACCUGAGUGGAAAGAUACAAGGAGACCAAGCAGUGAAGCAGAUCUCUGCUCUACUGGAAGAUCCACACUGCAUACUGAAGCAACUUAAGUUAAAUAACUGCAGCAUUACAGAGGACGGCUGUGCUGCUCUUUCAUCAGCUCUCCGUUUAAAUCCUUUACAUCUGAAAGAGCUGGAUCUGAGUGAAAAUAAACUUGAAAACUCUGGAGUGAAGCGGCUGACUUGUCUGUUACAAAAUUCAAAAUGCAAACUUGAACUACUAAAUCUUUCAGACUGCUGCAUAACAGAGGAAGGAUAUGUUGCUUUAAAAUCAGCUCUGAAAUCAAGCUGUUCACCAUGCCUAAAAGAGCUGAUUCUCAAAGGAAACGAUCCUGGAGAUACAGGGGUGGAGCUUCUAACUGAUGUACAAAAGGAUCCAACCAGUAAACUAAAGAUACUAAGGCUGUUGAAGACACCAGCUGCAGAAGAAGCAUGGAAUAGUCUUUCUAAAGACCUGGAAACAAAUCUAUUACUGCAGAAAAAGUUGGAACUGAAAAGGGGUACAGAAGGAAAAUCAGGGGAUUUAAGAGUGAAACAGCUCUGCCAUUUCCUGAAGGACACACACUGCAAACUGAAGAAACUUCAGAUCAACAAUGACGAGCUGACAGAGGAAAGUUGUGCAGCCUUAUCCACUGUUCUCCCCUUUACCAGUCUGACUGAGCUAGACCUGAGCAAUAACAAUCUUCAGGAUUCAGGAGUGAAAAAUCUCUGCAAAGGACUUAGUAAUCCUCUCUGUAAAUUGGAGAUUCUGAGACUUUCCUGCUGUUCUGUAACAGAAGAAGGUUACGCUUUACUUGCAUCAACUCUUCAAUCAAACCAGUCUUCACAUCUGAAAGAACUAGAUCUCAGAGGAAACAACCCUGGAAAAGAUAUUGGGUCGUGGAAAGGAGUGGAGAACAUUAUUACCUUAUUUGAUCGUUUGGAGUAUAAGCAAAAAACUCUGAGGCUACUGAAAGAUGAACUUGCACAGCAAGCCUGUGAUUUUCUCACAAAACAACUGCAGAAAAACCCCUUACUGAUGAAAAAUUUGGAUCUGAGCAUAAAUAAAGAAUUUAUCGAAAUGAGGCAGCUAACUGCACUACUACAGGAUCCACACUGCAGACUGGAGAAACUUACUCUGUAUAAAUCUGACAAGAUUACAGAAAACAAUUGUAAUGAUUUAGUUGCUGCUCUCACUGUAAACCCCUCACACCUGAGAGAGCUGGAUAUGAAAGGGAACACACUGGGUGAAAAAGCACUGUUUAAGCUCUGCCAUCUACUGACAACUCCUCUCUGCUGCCUGGAGAAACUUAAUCUUAGUCAUUGCUGCAUUACUGAGGAAGGAUAUCUUGCACUUGCCCGAGCUCUGAAAUCAAAUCCUUCAUCACAGCUUUUAGAGCUGGAUCUCACAGGAAACACUCCUGGAGAAAAAGGAGUGAAGCAGCUCAUUGAUGUACUGAAGGACAGAACAUUUAAACUAAACACACUGAGAUUCUUGAGUCCUGCCGCAGAUGAAGCAUGCACAGGCCUGACCAGAUUUCUAGGAACAAACCCCUUAAUUCAGACAGAGCUGAAUCUGAGUGGAAAAAGGCACAAUGACUCCUUUAUAUCGCAGCUCUCUGCUUUGAUAAAUGAUUCACACUGCAUACUGCGAAAACUAAAGUAA
Astyanax mexicanus (Mexican tetra) is the source of this 6412-nucleotide messenger RNA. Its product is annotated as protein NLRC5-like. Gene Ontology annotation, molecular function: protein binding. NCBI's taxonomy places the organism in Eukaryota, Metazoa, Chordata, Actinopteri, Characiformes, Acestrorhamphidae. The record is from RefSeq and is a predicted model, not a curated record. The transcript is spliced from 28 exons. The coding region runs from base 41 to 6412 and encodes 2123 amino acids.